Molecule: messenger RNA, 423 nt
Organism: Eruca vesicaria subsp. sativa (arugula)
Lineage: Eukaryota; Viridiplantae; Streptophyta; Magnoliopsida; Brassicales; Brassicaceae
Source: the annotation of a GenBank genome assembly
AUGUCAGUUCUAAUUGUGACAAGUCUUGGGGACAUUGUCAUUGAUUUGUACUCCACUAAAUGCCCUUUGACUUGCAAGAACUUCCUCAAGCUCUGCAAGAUCAAGUACUACAAUGGUUGCCUCUUCCACACUGUCCAAAAGGAUUUCACUGCUCAAACUGGUGAUCCUACUGGUACUGGUCUUCGCGGUGAUUCCAUCUACAAAUUUCUGUAUGGUGAGCAGGCUCGCUUUUUUGGAGAUGAGAUUCAUCUCGAUUUAAAACACUCCAAAACUGGCACUGUUGCUAUGGCUAGUGGUGGCGAGAAUCUCAAUGCUUCCCAGUUUUAUUUUACACUUCGUGAUGAUCUAGACUAUCUUGAUGGAAAACACACUGUGUUUGGGGAGAUUGCCGAGGGGCUUGACACUUUGACUAGGAUAAACUAA